CUCUCUCUAGAGAAAAAAGAAGGCGUCAUCAUCAACUUUCUCUCUCUAACAAAAAUCAUCGGCCUCUCUCCUUCGUGUCAUUGGGUAUCAUCAACUCGUUACAACAACUCACCGAGUCAUACACUUGUACCCGCCACUAAUAAAGGCUCCUUUUUCAAAAUUUCGAAACCAAUCUAGGGCUUCUCUCAAUGGAUGUGGCGGCUAGUAACGGAGGAGAACCAAUGUCUCCUCCUCCUGCGAAAAAGCGACGCUUUAGCGAAGAGAUGAACAGAGUGGCGGAGAUUGUUCUGGUUUUGUCGGCGUUAGGGAGGAUGCGAGGAGGGAAAGCCCCGACGGAGAUGGAACUCGAGCUGAUGGUUGAAGCUAGGUCGAAACUAGCUGAGAUGUGUCAAGAGUUUACCCCUAAUGAUAUCAUCGGUGGCGAUGAUGUUAGAGCUGUGAUUGAAGAUAUGGGUUUGAAUGGUAAUGACCAGAGUUUAGGAUUCCGAGCUCCUAAGAUCACUAUCUCCGACAAGCUGUCUCUUGGCAAAAGAAAGAUGGAAGAAGCAAAACAGUUUCCUACGCCUAUGGUUUCUCACUUGUCACGGCCAAUCAAUGGUGUGGCGUCUCCAGGUCUUGGAAAGAAUGCUUCUGUGGCUAAUAAGUGGAUUGGUAGUGAAGUUACUAGUGUUAAUCCAGCUGGGAGUCAUUUCAGACCUAAGAUGAUACUUAAUGGUGCUGCUUCUCAGGGCACUGCAAAUUCUUCUGCAAAUUACUAUGCUGGAUCCUGGUCUACCCACCCUCAAUCAACCAUAUCAUUCGGUACUGCACCAAGUAAGAAGGUGCCUAUUCAAAGCUCUGCCAGGGUACCAGAUCCAAGCUUUAGGCCAUUCAUGUCUCAAGCUCCACAUGGUACAUUCCCGGGCACAAAUCAGCCCAUGCAGGGAGUCCAUUACGGUCAAACUUAUUCGUUUCAGAACAGCCAUAGUGACAUCGCUAAGAUAGUCUAUAAUUUUCUGCAUCCACGGGUCAAACAGUAUCCUGUGUGGAACCCACCUUCUAGAGAUUAUAUGAGCAGAGCAAUGACAUGCCAGAUGUGUGAAGUUACCAUCAAUGAAGUGGAGACUCCGCUGAUUUGUGAUGCCUGUGAAAAUGCAUACCACUUGAAAUGUCUGCAAGCAAACAAUUUGAAAGGGGUUCCAAAGUCUGAAUGGCAUUGCUCAAAAUGUGUGCAUGCAUCCAAUGGGAAGCCAUUCCCUCCUAAAUAUGGCCGUGCUGUAACUACAAAGAAGGUUGGAUCAGUGGAUACAAAGGUUAAUCUACAGAAACCAAUUGUGACUACGGGUCCCAGAGUACAGAAUCUUCCUGGCUUUGUUUCUGGAGCAGCAACUACAUCUCAUUCUGUGACUGCUAGUGUGAAUGCAAAUACAACUGCAAGCGCAGCAAAGACCACAAACACUGGGACACAAGGCUUUAGGGAAAGUCUUGUCGGUUGUUCUAAUUCUCCAGCACUGGUAUCUCUUACCAAGACUCCAAAUCCUACAGCAAUUGGAAGUAAAAGUGUUGUGGUAAACAAUGGCUUCGUUUCAAAACCUCUAACACCAGUUGGAACUAUGAGCAGCACUUCUCCAUUGCCUGUUGGUAACCUGGUUACUGUGAAUGCAAUCUCAAAUGCUACUUCGAGUACACCAGUAACUUCUAGCCUUGUAGCAGAAGCACCAUCAGUUACCAAAAAUGGAGACGGUAACUCAAGCGCCUCUGGUACGACUGACCAUUCUAUGCUAAAUACCGAGCUUACGGCACUUGAGGCAUUGUCGUCUGUUACUUCCAGUGGCAAUUCUCAUCCGGAAGUGUCACAUUCUGAGACUGCAAAAACAACUGAAGAUGAAGCUACAGGUCAAUCAUUGAAUGCUGAUGAUGGUCUACAAGCUCCUCUGGAAAAUGUUUCUAGCUGUGAGAAUCCAUCAGAGUCUACAUCUCAGUCAGACUCUCUGAAUGAUAAAACAACACCAGAGAACGGGCUAGAACCCGGCAAGGAUGCUAGUGAGAAAUUUGCUUCUGAACCUUGCCAGAACCACCCAACAGAAACUCCAACUGCAGUUGUAUCAGAUCAAGACUCGAAGAUGACUGCUGAACCAUUCAUGCCAGAAGAUAAUUCAGCUUGCCAGACAGAGGAUACAGCGUCUCAGCCUCCUUCAGUGUCAUCUUACUCUCAUCCACAGACCGAGACAGAAACACUAAAUGCUCAAGAUACUGUACAGAAUGUCCCAGGAGAUUCGCAAGAAGGCAAAGGGUUGAAUGGUAUAGAUGAUAGACAUCAUGAACAGCCUUCAGAUCCUUAGUUUGGUAAAUGGAAUUCGAUAAAGGAAGUAAACGCUGCCUAAAAUUCUUGAGCAAUUUAACCAGUAGUUGUUAUCUUGUUUCAGCUAUAGUUUUCGAUGACAGAAUAUAUAUCUCAUCUGUUAGGUAAAAUCAGGAAUGCUCAGAACAUUUGGAGCAAUGAACUUGCGAAAGCAAUAGCAAUAAUAGACGAUGGUUUUGAUA
Molecule: messenger RNA, 2523 nt
Organism: Brassica oleracea var. oleracea
Lineage: Eukaryota; Viridiplantae; Streptophyta; Magnoliopsida; Brassicales; Brassicaceae
Product: PHD finger protein At3g20280
Exons: 4
Coding region: 189-2321 (710 amino acids)
Source: RefSeq, a predicted model, not a curated record